Molecule: messenger RNA, 3585 nt
Organism: Parathielavia appendiculata
Lineage: Eukaryota; Fungi; Ascomycota; Sordariomycetes; Sordariales; Chaetomiaceae
Exons: 7
Coding region: 300-3131 (943 amino acids)
Biological process (GO): post-transcriptional tethering of RNA polymerase II gene DNA at nuclear periphery; protein import into nucleus; mRNA export from nucleus
Cellular component (GO): nuclear pore outer ring; nuclear pore
Molecular function (GO): structural constituent of nuclear pore
Source: RefSeq, a predicted model, not a curated record
CCAGCGACAGCCCAACCUUUGAGCCGCAAUCAACGCGACCGCGUCUCCAGUGGAAGCGCAACCUUGAAUUGAAGCCGUCACACUGAAAGAAGGUCUCCAGAAUUCCAGGGGACCAACAACAGGCCCACCCUUUUUCAAAUCGUCUCGCAGCAUGCGAUAAUCUGGGCGAGCAGUAACGAUCUCCGAAGCUCCAUAGGGCCUCGUCCGAGACGCAUCGGGACAACCACUGACGACUUGGGACAAUCGACAACAACCAUUUUGGCGCAUACUUUGCCUGGCGACUUUCUGAGCCCAUAAACAUGGCGCCGGCAUUUGGCUACCCAGCGUCAGAGGAGAGCUCCCGGUCUGGCGCCCAGAGUCCGGCUCAAGGGCCCCUGAAUGACAAAAUGGCCGACCUCGAGACUACAUAUCACGAGAGCACCAUCCGAGCGGGCGAGGAGGUCGACUAUUUCGCUGCUCAACUCGACCGUUACAACACUGAAUUGACGGGGUCGGCGGCAGACAAGCGCGCUCACGUCUUCAAACUUGUCGACUCUUACUACACCUAUUCGCGCAAGAGGGCUGACCGGUUGCGUGAGCGCGAGCCAUCUGCCCGGAGAGGGAGUUGGCAACGGGCUGCUUCUGCCGACAUGGACAUCGACGAAGCCGAUCAUGUCAACGAUGCCGUCUCGGCUGAGGAGAUACGCCGUGUAGAAGAGGAGGCGCAGACUUGGGAUCUUUUACGGCGGAUUUUACCUCUGCGGUACCGCGACCAGACCGCAUCCCAGCUAAGAACCACGAACGAUGCCUCGACUAGGACGCGUAGGCAGUGGUGGGACGACUUCUUAGUCUCAGAUUCGGCGGCACGGGAGAGGAAGAUUGUCUUGGAGUGGCUUCAGAGCAGCGCGAGUCAUAGGCCGCCCAUUGACGAGGUCGUGAGUGAAUUGCAACAGAAUGCCGAGCGCGGCGAUAUCCUUGCGCACGGUUGGCUCCACACGCGACAUAAGAUCAAGCUACAGAAGAGCGUCAACGGUUAUCAAGGUGUUUUGGAACCUCACGACGCCGCGGCCGCUCAGUCGCAUCUCGGCUCCAACACUCUGAUUACUCAACUGGAUCCCGACGCCGUCACCCGCCAGUCCCGCAAAUUGGAACCUCAUGACGAGUUCUUCGAGCGUGCUAUCUGGCUCGGAUGCUUCGAAAUGCUUCGGCGCGGUUGCUCCAUGUCUGAGAUCAGAGAGUGGUGUUCAGAGAGAACGGAGCUCUGGCGGGCGGCAUCAAUCACGCCGCUGCCCUUGUCCAAUCCCGAGGACGAGGAACAGCCAGAGUUUGAGCCAAGCGCUCUGGUGCUAUGGAGGCGCAUGUGCUUCGCCGCUGCCCGUGACGGCGGCACGGGAGAGUACGACCGGGCCGUCUACGGCUUGCUAGCGGGCGACAUCGCCAGUGUGGAGAAAGUGUGCAAGUCCUGGGACGACUUCCUCUUUGCUCAUUACAACGCUCUUCUCAGGACGCAGUUCGAUUCGUAUCUCGUCAAGCAUGGCGGCGACAGUGCGACCAGAGCCGCCGAGCAAUUUCCCUCGUUCAACGCCGUUCUGCAUCACAGCGAUCCGAUGACGGUUAGCAAGCGUCUCAUUGCUUCCUUGGAGACGGACUCGAGGACCAGGAAAGAGGCGAUGCGGACCGCAAAGACGCUGCAAGGCGCCAUCAUCUCCAACGAACUGGAUCGGCAUUUGUUCCAACAAGGGCUCGUGCUGUCCCGGCACGCGAACCAAAAGCAAAAUUCAAAGCUGAUCCCCGAAAUCUCCUCCCAUCUGGUGGAGAACGUCAACCAAGACAGGUACUUCGACCUGGCAGACCACGACGGCCUUAGGAUACUGGCGCACGUCCUCAUCAUCAUCUUCACCCUCGACCGUCUAAGCGGUUUCACAAAGGAUAGGAGUCCACUGCAGGCCCGGCAUCAAGUACAAGAGCACAUCAUCGCAGCGUACAUCAGCUACCUCCGGCUUGCCAACCUGGAGGAGAUGAUUCCGCUGUACUGCUCCAAGCUGUACGGUGCUCGGGUGUACGAAACGCUGAGCAGGAAUCUGAUUCACAUUGUGGACAAUGACGCACGGGUACACCAGCUUACCAUAAUGAGGAAACUGGGGCUUGAUCUGGCCCAGUUCGUCAAGGCCCAGCCUCUGAUUUACCUUGACGAUGUCCAGGACUUGGCUCUCCGCAGCGAGGCAAAGGGCCGAUUCAAGAUCCUUGAGGAUGGACCGGCAACGCUCAAGUAUGGCCGGGUUGUCAAACCUGAUUUCUUUGGGGAGGAUUCGGAGUUCGUUGAUCAAGAAGACGACCUGAUCAUCCGUGCCAUGGAAUGGCUCAUGCUUGUCCCCGGCCUAUUCGUCGAGUCAUGCACCUACGCGAUCCGGAUUUACAAGUAUUUGCUCAAGAAGACACGGUUGCGGGCCGCCCGCGCUUUCAGCGAUCGGAUUUCAGGACGAGAAAUUGUUAAGGCCAAGUCGCCCAUCCCGGUCGGAGAGACGAGCGAGGAUUUGGGUCCCGGGUGGUUCGAGGAGUUUGCCAGUGGCGACUUUCCAGCCGAGUUCCUUGAUCGUUGCAAACUGAGCAAGGACAAGCUCAUCACGCUCGUCCGGAACCUUUGGGAGCUAGAGUGCCUUGUUCGCGCUCUGGACUCAAUGGAGACCCUGUCGUCGGUGGCUGGACUCAGCAGGGAGCAAAACACCAUGUCCCGAGAUAUGUUGCAACACACGAGCCAGGAGGUCCGCGCGGCCAAGGCGUGCAUGCAGCCAGUAUUGAAGAACUGGUUGUUGGUGUCCAACGAAGUCGACAAGGACUUCCAAGAGCUUCGCGCCGCCUACAUUCCCGAGACGGUGCUGGCUUAUAUCAGCUGCCUGCAUUUUGCCGGCACGUCCCUCUCGCGGGACAACCUCCUGGAGUGCAUGGAGCUUGCGGCGGUGAUCGCCGAAAAGGGCUCGGAUGUCGCCCAGGAGUUUUUGAGGUGCGGCAGGAUGAAGGAGCUUGUCGAGGCGUUUGCGUCGUGCAGCAAGGCGCUGGCGAUUUGGACGAGCGAUAAGAAGGGGUCGCAGGCUAGUUCGAAAAAGAUCAGGGAGAUGGGAUGGUCCCGAGAGCUGUGGUCCAUCAAGCCCUGAACUAGAUGCCGUCACAACAACUGGUUGAAGUCCACCUAGCCAAAAACUGGAUGGGAAGUAUGGUAGAGAUGCAUGCACAUGUCUCAGCGAUGCGAUCUCCAUGAAGAAGAGAAUGUGGUGUAUGGAUGCGGAUGCGAUGCAGUCAACAGCACGCCAGACGAUGGGCAAGCCAAGCUACUAGGUGGUGGCUUGAUGGACUUACUAUGUGGCUGUUCAGAACAGGGGCACUUUGCGAGCAUCCCAGAUUGCCACAAACGACGGGUGUUUGAUUGGAUGGAUGCUUUCGACGGAGAGGAUCAGAGCUUUUGUCUCUCCACGGCUGCAGCAGAGAGACGGGGAUGGAGCAUCGAAGGAAGAGGACGAUGGAUACAUUCAUCUCGUGCGAUAGGCGUUUGACAUAGGCAGUGAUGAGAACCAGUCCACGUCCAAAGAGACAUUCGAGUAAAUCCUUCCC